CUGCCGUUAAAAUGGGGGCGGGUUUUUCAACUCAAAAAGCGCUCAAUUUUUUUUCUUUUCAAAAAAAGCUGAUGAGGUCGGAAAAAAGGGAUAAGAAACCGGCACAGUCCCUUCAGAGGCAACCGUAGCAGCAGUUGCUUCAGCGGAAAAAGAAGCAAAGGAGGGAGGGAAGGGAAAGAUCCUAAAGGAAAGACGCGCAAGUGUCUGUAGCGGAGAAGGGAGCAGCGAUCAGAGAUUUGGGGGAGUCGGACUACAAAAGAAACUGUCAGCUGCGGCUCGCGACCGGCCGGCGCAGCCUGCGUCGGCUCCGGGACCCAAAUGGCUGGCAGCCGCUGUCCUGUCCGCGGCACAGAUAGGGGCACAGGCCGGAGGACCGCCAAGAACUAACUGGCCAAGUGGCACCGAGCGCCCGAGCUGCUGGGUGGCGGCCAAGAAGUCGGCGGGACUGGCUGCGCCCGGGAUCUGUGGCGACCGCUCCUACUUCCAAAGACCCUUCCCAUCACCGGACGCCCCGGGAAAAUCUGAAAGGGAGGGAACGACCGCGGCAGAGGCGACGGCCGCCCCUCAGCGAGCGCUUGCAGUGGAGAGGAGAGCCUGAGCUAGCUCGGUCGUAGGCGGGAAGUUACUGGUGAGCUGGCCGGGUGCAAGAGCGAUGCUACCGCGAGCUACCCCAGCGGCUGGAGCUCCAUAGACGCUUCCCCCUUCGCCGUGCACCAUCUUCAGGCUGCCGGGAGUCCCGGGACCCGGCGGGGUCGGCAUGACGGGCUUGGCGGGGGUCUGCCGCACACCCACCAGCCUCCGGAGACCCGCGCCCUGCCCGGCUCCCACGGCCUCUGAGGCUCGGCGGGGCUGCGGCAGCCCGGCGGGCGGGCUCCGGAGGCUCUUCUGAAGACGCCGAGCCCGCUGGGGAGUCGUUGAGACCUGAGAGUCGAGGGCUUCAGAGCUGCUGCUCUGGUCUGCCCUCAGCGAUCGUCUUUAACCCUCCCGAGCACGUCAGCAUCCAGCCAGCGCGGCGCUCUGCUAGCAAGCGAGCAGCACUCUGGACUACCCCCAUCGGCUAGACGGAUGGAAAGUGAGCUCUGCGGAGGACCUGACUCUGAAAUUCUGCCUCAAGUCACCACUGUGAACAAGGGACCCUAAAGAAUGGCCGAGCCUUGGGGGAACGAGUUGGCGUCCGCAGCUGCCAGGGGGGACCUAGAGCAACUUACUAGUUUGUUGCAAAAUAAUGUAAACGUCAACGCUCAAAAUGGAUUUGGGAGAACUGCGCUGCAGGCAGCAAGUCCAGAUGCUGACAGGUUUGCUACUGAGAAGUCAAGAGAUGAGGGCCGCCUCACAGAGCAGAAGCCACUUCUGUGUGCAGAAAAAGACAGCACAGAGUGUUUGACAAAUAGGGUUAUGAAACUUGGAAAUCCGGAGAUUGCCAGGAGGCUUCUCCUCAGAGGUGCUAAUCCCAAUUUGAAAGAUGGAACUGGUUUUGCUGUCAUUCACGAUGCUGCCAGAGCAGGUUUCCUGGACACUGUACAGGCUUUGCUGGAGUUCCAGGCUGAUGUUAACAUUGAAGAUAAUGAAGGGAACCUGCCCUUGCACUUGGCUGCCAAAGAAGGCCACCUCCCUGUGGUGGAGUUCCUUAUGAAGCACACAGCCUGCAAUGUGGGGCAUCGGAACCAUAAGGGGGACACCGCCUUCGACUUGGCCAGGUUCUAUGGAAGAAAUGAGGUCAUUAGCCUGAUGGAGGCAAAUGGGGUUGGGGGAGCCACAAGCCUGCAGUGAAUGUGUAGAGGUCUCUCUCACUGCCCUCACAUUGUCCGUUAGUUGGUUGGCUGUCCUGUUUUACUAUCACUUAUUAAAAUAUAGGGUUUCCUUUUGCUUUGUUUUCAUAUUUUAAGCAGCUAGCCAAAUCCUUCAAAACUGCCUAAGUGAAAAUCUUACUACAAGUUUAUGAAAUAUUUAAACUUCUUUUUCACUGUCAAAAUUCUGAUUUCUAACAUGUAAUAGCUAUUCCUUUUUUUCUGGAUAUUUUAUCUUUGAUUUUUUUUUCUUUGCUUACCCUUUUUCAUUCUCAGUGUCUGACUUGGAGACUUUGUUUUAAAAAUGAUUUGUCCUGAUGCAUCUUUUGCCUAAUUAAAACACAUUUUUCCAGAAGAGGA
Mus caroli (Ryukyu mouse) is the source of this 2147-nucleotide messenger RNA. RefSeq names its product cyclin dependent kinase inhibitor 2C (gene Cdkn2c). Gene Ontology annotation, molecular function: cyclin-dependent protein serine/threonine kinase inhibitor activity; protein kinase binding. The record is from RefSeq and is a predicted model, not a curated record. Gene Ontology annotation, cellular component: cytoplasm; nucleus. Gene Ontology annotation, biological process: negative regulation of cell population proliferation; regulation of G1/S transition of mitotic cell cycle; regulation of cyclin-dependent protein serine/threonine kinase activity. Lineage: Eukaryota; Metazoa; Chordata; Mammalia; Rodentia; Muridae.